Messenger RNA from Nasonia vitripennis (jewel wasp), 3170 nucleotides. RefSeq names its product post-GPI attachment to proteins factor 6. Gene Ontology annotation, cellular component: plasma membrane. The transcript has 14 exons. Bases 528 to 2960 code for a protein of 810 amino acids. The record is from RefSeq and is a predicted model, not a curated record. Lineage: Eukaryota; Metazoa; Arthropoda; Insecta; Hymenoptera; Pteromalidae.
CUGCGCGUAUACCUAUAUAGUUAUGUACGUUCUCUCGCCGAAGAGAGACUCGUCGGAGCUCUCCGCGCACUGCAUGCUGCAGUAGUAGCCGAGAUACGCCCUGGAUCGAUCGGAUAUAUUAUAUUCUUGUUCCUCGGAGGAAAUAUUCUUCUUUCCUACAUGCUUGGCUGACUUUUACUACCGGUUCCUCGAGUGUACGUAUACUAGAAAUGCCGGUACUACACUCCGACCUCCAGAGCUGAGUACAGCCGUAUAUUUACGUUACAGGCGACGGACAGUGUGUAUAACGUGUUCUAUAUAUAGCUAUAGAGCGCGCAUGGGCGAUAGAAUGACAUGUGCUGCUGCAGCGCAACCAUUGAGUGUCGCCUGUUGCAUGCUAUAUUUCGCUGCAGUCUAUAAGCUGUACGCCAUGUGGUUUUUCUCCGCCGAGUAGAUUUGGAAAAGCAGACUCCACUCUUCUCUGAGGGCGAAUGGAGUUUUGGAGUUUCUGAUGUCAACAAACGAAGGAGAGGAACGCCAGGUUUCAAAUGUUCAAAUCUAGGAAGUGCUUGGCCAGCCCACAGUUUUCCUAUAGAUGGCAGUCUAUUUUUACUGUUUUUUUCAUUGGUGCUUUUUAUGUGAACAAUGGAGCUAGCGUUAUACCAGAGGCUAGUCAAGAAGGGCCCCUGCGCUCUUUCAAAAGCUACGAUGACAUUGUCAUGUUUCACUUUAAUGUGCCAAAACAUGUGCUUCGCGCUACCUGGCAGUUUAUUGCAUUUAUGGACAGUGGCGAAUGUCCACAGAGAAAAGUAAACAUAUUUUUGAAAUGGGGAAGCUAUCCUGUUAUUUCUGAGAAUCUUGAAGCUGCUUAUCCAGCUCAUAUGUACAUAGAAAAUAAUACUCUUCAAGUAUCUGCUCUGACUGCUUUUGAGCCAAAGGAUAUGACUAUAGUUCCAGUCUAUAGUCCAGAGCCAGGCGACUGGUUUGUUGGUGCUUACUUGUCAUACUGGGAUGAAAAAGUUCAUCAAAAGGGCCUUGGACACAAGUGCCGUUACAGCAUAGGUUCGGUGGCAAUUUGGUCAGAAACUACUGGUAUAAAAAAUAUUCCUCUAGGAUACCAAUACACCAUGAAAACGAAAGAAACAAUCUCCUAUUACAAAAUAUUCAUCCCAAUGGACACAUGGAGUUUUCAAGUGGAUAUCUGGGGCUGCAACUUUAAACUCAAGAAGUCUCGAAAUUUUGUUGAGCCAUGCAUAAAGAAUUUAGAACUUAAAGGAAAUUCUCUUCCUUUUCAUAAUCACUCAAAUCCCGGACCUAUUGGAAAUUUGUCAUCAAUGGAUACUUACACUUUUUCGGAGCUCUCUCCUUAUCAAGACACUUGGUAUUAUCUGAUGGUAGUGUCAAGCAGUGCCAUCACUUUUAAUGUCAAAGUGACGCUAACAAAUUGCCCAGUGAGAACAGUAGAGGAGGUAUUUAUUCAUCAGUAUGUCCAUUCACCAGUUUACGUUAGAAAUGAUCAAUCAUACAUGAAAAAUGUAGAAGAUCCGCCUAUGCAGUAUUUUUCCAGCAAUAACCAAAGUCAAUUAAAAGAAAAUCCCAUUAUUACUAACGGUAAAGAAUUAAGUAUUGCAAAAGAUGAUGAUAAUUUAACUUCGUGUAUUCCGAGGUAUCAGCUUGUUAGGAUAAAACAUUCGCAAACAUUGUCUGGAGAUUAUUUAUUACGGGGCCGAGAGUUGCUUACAUCAUGGUUAGCCUUAACCGACACAUACCCAGUUAUUACUCAAUUUGAAGUUCUACCAUUGACGGAUAUUGGUGGAACGCUUGACAUUAAUAUGUGUCUUGAAAUUAAUAAGGUUUUGAGUAAGCAGCAAGUUAAUGUAAGUAUAUGUAUUAGUCGCGGACGUGUGCCUAAACAAAUAACGGGACAUAUAAAAUGUGAUAAUAGUAAUAUGACGAGGCAAUUAUCGACGAUGGGUGAUAUGCUUGAUGCUAGUCUUCUGAUACCUUAUCCUCAACCGGGUAUGUGGUAUAUUGCACUUCAAGCAACUUGCUAUAUGUAUGGAUUGCCGGUGCGCUGUGAAAUGGAGCAAAUAUUAGUAUCGUUGAGUAUUAAGUUGAGAGCGUGUGUCUUUGAGGGAGAUCAAUCUUGCGGCGAAUAUGGCGUUUGUCAAGAAAUUCGUAAGGGGCUACUUUAUUAUACUGCUUGCAAAUGCUUUGGAGGUCGCCAAGGAUGGGGGUGCACAGACAAUACUAACGCUUCUUCCAAAUUUGCAACAUUAUUGACGACUCUGAGUCUGACGCUGAGUAAUUUAUUUUUUAUACCUGCUAUAUGCUUGGCAUAUAAACGAAGAUUUUACACUGAGGCAUUGAUUUAUUUUUCUACAAUGUUAUUCUCUUCCUUGUAUCAUGCUUGUGAUCAACAAUUCACUACUUACUGCGUUGCCAAGUUUGAAGUUCUUCAGUAUUGCGAUUUCUUUUCUGGCAUUCUCGCCUUCUGGGUGACCUUUAUAGCUAUGGCUGAAUUGCCAAUUCAAUAUGAAUCUUUCUGUCAUAUGCUAGGAGCUAUUAUUAUAACUUUUGGAGUAGAGUCGGACAAAACUGGAUUGAUUAGUAUUUUAAUCCCCAUAAUCAUUGGAAUGCUGAUAUCGAUAUCUUCGUAUGGAUGCUAUUGUUAUAAAAUGAAGAAGAUGAUUUGGCCAAAGAGAUUAAUCCAAUUAAUUAUAGGCUUAUCACUUGCUGGAUUUGGGAUCUUGAUAUUUUCUUUAGUGGAGACUGAAUCUAAUUACCAGUACGUUCAUAGUGCUUGGCAUGCCGUCAUAGCGAUAUCGUUGAUUUUUUUGCUGCCGCCGAUGAGAGAAGAGCAAAUUCUUACUCAAAUUUCCGAUAAUACGUUAUUAAAUUACAAAGAAUCUCCGGAAGAUUCUGUGUUCAACGCUGAUGCUGGCCAGCAAGACGACCAUCUGAUAAUGGAAGUUAACUAAAUGUCAUUAUUUAAAUCGUGAUAAAGGCUAAACCGCCAAACAUUUACGUAUAGAUUAUAAGACAUAUAUAUUUUAUAUAACAUUUACUUGUAUGCCAUAGUAGUAUUGUAAAAGCAAGUCUGUGACUUGUUAAGUGCAAGAUUAAUCUAUUAGUGCACUGCCAGUGAGAAACAAAUAACUUCUAUAAUAUAUUUUAUAGUACUUAUACUA